Morchella sextelata is the source of this 924-nucleotide messenger RNA. RefSeq lists its product as uncharacterized. Lineage: Eukaryota; Fungi; Ascomycota; Pezizomycetes; Pezizales; Morchellaceae. The transcript is spliced from 15 exons. Bases 1 to 924 code for a protein of 307 amino acids. The record is from RefSeq and is a predicted model, not a curated record.
AUGAUUGCCGAAUUCAGACUCAGAUUUCAACUCCUCUCUUCUUCUUCUCAACAGAAAAAGCAAACAGGAAAAGAUGUGCCGGGAUUGAGGUUCAAUUCUCGAUUCGGAUUUGUGCAAGAGGCUACAAAAUACUUGGUAGGACCCGUAAGGAAAGACGAAGGCAGUAAGAAAGAAAGAGGACGGCGGACAAAAAAGCAUGUGGGAAUUGGUCUCAAUUGGAUGAUGUUCGGCCUCGGGAGGUGUGGGGAGCAAGACUUCGUGGACCCAGGAAAUAUUGCAAAAGGCUCCGUCCGGCUGGAGUCUAGAUGGAUCAACCACCACUCGUAUCCCACCCCCAUUACGCUAAUCCCUGUAUGUUUUGUUGUCAGUGCCCUAGCCACACCAAAUCGUGAUCGUGUGAUACUGGGGCUGUUCCCGGCCCAUCCUUAUGACCAUCAUCAUCAUCAGCAGCAUAGACCCUUUCUAACGGUCUUCGUUGGCCAUCCUUCGUGGCUGCCCGGCGAGCAACCAUCUCAUCAUCAGUUGAUUGGAGAGAAGAGAAGAAGAGCACUUGUACAGAUCUAUCUUGGACAUAAUCGCAAUUGGGCGAUCGCGAUUUUUACUGAUGCUGAAGCAAUUCGAAACCUGAGUCUCUCUACAUAUGUGCCUGUGGCGCAAAUGGAAAAAGAGAAGUACAUACAUGCUCUGUGGAAAAACCCCCCACUCAGGACGGCCCUGGACGGAAGGUGUCGUAUCUACCUAUGUAUCCAUCUAUUGAAACCAGAGCGAUUGAGUACAGAAAAGACGGAUGCCAAGAGACAUAUCGACAUCUCUCCUGCACUGCACACAGCGCUCGAUGGAUGGAACCCCACAAAAGGUUUAUCUUCGGCGAAUAGCGAACACAUCGAGCGCGCACCUCCGGAGAAGUUCAAGGCGAUACCGUAA